CAGCCGGGAGAGACGAUGGCCAAAUGGCUGAACAAGUACUUCAGCCUAGGCAAUAACACGACCAAGAGUACUCCACAGCCUCCGCGGCCCGACUACCGAGAGAAACGCAACGGUGCCGGCAACGGGCCCUGCCCUGAUAGGCCGCCGCACCUCUACCUUCACCACCACACUUCGCCUGGCUUUCCGCACCGCCGCAUGUGCGACGACACCAGUGACCUGCUCCGCGCCUACCGAGCCCAGAAAGACCGCGAUUUCGAGGACCCCUACAGCGGCCCCGGCUCGUCCCUGCUCAAGUUGCGUGCCAUGUGCCGCCCAGACUGUUCUGCGUCUGACGAUGUGGGCGAGGUGAGCCCUAAGGUUUUCUCCUCCUCGUCGUGCUGCGCCGCGCCCCCCGCCACCCGUGCAGCCGGAUCCCUGCACCUGUUUCGCAGCUACAGCGAGCGCAGCCCGUCGACUUCACCUGACAUGAAGUACAUCUCCCCCAAGCACCGGCUUAUCAAGGUUGAGAGUGGCAAGGAUGGCAUAGGCAAGAAGCUGAACAAGGAGUCUAAGCAGCUGGCAUCGUCUGUCCCCUCUGACAUGAAAGAUAAAGUAUUGAUAGCUGAUGACUACUCAGAUCCGUUUGAUGCCAAAAGUGAGUUGAACAGAAUGGGAAAAGGGGAAAACACUGGCUAUAUGGAACCAUAUGAAGCUCAGAGAAUAAUGACUGAGUUUCAGAAGCAGGAAGACACGAAGACCCAUCAGAAAAACAUACAGCUGUAUGACACACCUUAUGAACCAGAAGACAGUGGUGUUCACUCCAAUUCUGCAAGUGUGAUGAGUCACCAUUUACAAGAAAGCAAGUUGCCACAGGAUGAUGACAGGCCUGCAGAUGAGUAUGAUCAGCCGUGGGAGUGGAACAAAAUCACUAUCCCAGCUCUGGCAGCACAGUUUAAUGGAAGUGAGAAACGGCAAGCAUCUCCUUCUUCCUCAAAUGACCAGCGCAGGCAGUUAAGAGCACCCGGAGGAGGGUUUAAACCCAUCAAAUAUGGGAGUCCAGAAUUUUGUGAGAUCGUGGGAGAGAGAAUAGAUCCAACUAUUCAACUGGAAAAGCAGAUAUGGUAUCAUGGAGCGAUCAGUCGAACAGAUGCAGAAAACCUCUUACGCCUGUGCAAAGAGUGUAGCUACCUUGUAAGAAAUAGUCAAACAAGCAAGCAUGACUAUUCUCUGUCAUUGAAGAGCAGUCAAGGUUUUAUGCACAUGAAACUGAUGAAAACCAAAGAGAAAUACGUCCUGGGUCAGAACAGCCCUCCCUUCAGCAGCGUUCCUGAAGUCAUCCACUACUACACCACAAAAAAGCUGCCUAUCAAAGGAGCAGAGCACUUGUCACUGCUCUACCCUGUGGCUGUGCGGACCCUCUGA
Messenger RNA from Indicator indicator, 1401 nucleotides. It is a transcript of the gene SHB, whose product is annotated as SH2 domain containing adaptor protein B. Gene Ontology annotation, molecular function: phosphotyrosine residue binding. The record is from RefSeq and is a predicted model, not a curated record. NCBI's taxonomy places the organism in Eukaryota, Metazoa, Chordata, Aves, Piciformes, Indicatoridae. The coding region runs from base 16 to 1401 and encodes 461 amino acids. The transcript is spliced from 6 exons.